Molecule: messenger RNA, 1185 nt
Organism: Megalobrama amblycephala (Wuchang bream)
Lineage: Eukaryota; Metazoa; Chordata; Actinopteri; Cypriniformes; Xenocyprididae
Gene: hus1
Product: HUS1 checkpoint clamp component
Exons: 8
Coding region: 165-1019 (284 amino acids)
Biological process (GO): meiotic DNA integrity checkpoint signaling; mitotic intra-S DNA damage checkpoint signaling; telomere maintenance
Cellular component (GO): nucleolus; site of double-strand break; checkpoint clamp complex
Source: RefSeq, a predicted model, not a curated record
UAGAGCGCCACCGUGUGGUGAGGUGAAGAACAGCGGAACUGCGCACACGAGCGUUUGUUUCCGGACGGAAGAGUUUCCCAUCGGACCGCCGGCGCGAAAAUACAGAUGAAUAUCAACAAAAAUAAAGAACAAAACUAUUAAAAUAUUAAGUUUACUGCCGCAAAAUGAAGUUUCGAGCUAAAAUCAUCGAUGUUGGAUGUUUGAACCACUUCACACGUGUGGUGAACACAGUGUCCAAGCUGACCAAGGCGUGUGUGUUGAGACUCACCUGUGAUCACCUGUACUUCGUGCUGUCGGGGAAAGUCGCCACCGGAGGGGUCAGUAUGUGGUGUGAACUCUCUCAGGUGAAUUUCUUCGAUGAGUUCCAGCUGGAGGGAGUGUCGGCCGAUGCCAACGAGAUCUUCCUGGAAGUGGCUCCCGAGAAUCUCUCCAGGGCGCUAAAAACGGCACAGAACGCCAAAUCUGUCAAAAUCAAACUGACCAAGAAGAACUGCCCGUGUCUGACGCUGGCCGCAGAGCUGCCGUCUCUGUCCAGCGUCAGUCGUGUGGUCACUCAUGAUAUCCCAGUGGACGUGAUUCCCAGACGACUCUGGCAUGAUUUCAGGGAGCCGCAGAUGCCGGACUUUGAUGUCAGCAUAUAUCUGCCUCCUCUGAAGACCAUGAAGAGCGUCGUGGACCGCAUGAAGAAUCUCUCCAACUAUCUGGUGAUUGAGGCCAAUCUGAACGGUGAAAUGAAUCUGAAGAUUGAGACAGACCUGGUUUCUGUCACGACACACUUCAAAGAGCUGGGCAACCCGCCCUGGGGUGACGACGGCUCUCCGAGCGCCAGCGCGAGUCACAGAGACACGGAGCUCAUGGCUCAGACACGCGUGGACAUCAGGAAACUGCAGCAGUUCCUGACGGGACAGCAGGUCAACCCCAGCAGAGCCAUGUGCAACAUUGUUCACAAAAGGAUUCUUCACCUGAUUUUUCUGCAUGAGGAUGUUUCUCUUCAGUACUUCAUUCCAGCUGUCAUGUGAUUUCUUCUGAACCACAGUAAUGAGGAAUAUCUACACUUAUUCAUCUGUUCAAAAGUGUUCAAAGGGUCAGCUGUUGGGCUCUUGUUAGUAAAAAUAACACUUUGUGUUUGGAGUUUCCUAUGUAAAUGUGUGUAUAUAUGAAUAAAAUGAUUGUUUGAUAACAGUG